Astrephomene gubernaculifera is the source of this 397-nucleotide messenger RNA. NCBI's taxonomy places the organism in Eukaryota, Viridiplantae, Chlorophyta, Chlorophyceae, Chlamydomonadales, Astrephomenaceae. The record is from the annotation of a GenBank genome assembly.
CCUAGAGCUUGCUGCUGUCUACUCGUCAACCGGCCCCUCUUGGUGCUGGUGCUGCUGGGGCUUAUGCUGAGCCUCACAGCCGCUAAUUCAGCUGCCAGCAACCAAACGAAUACAAAUGCUACUCCAGUCCCCCAAACAGGGGAUACCCCGCCACCGCCACCCAGCCUUCCUUCACCCUCGCCCAGCGUUCUUUCGCCCUCGUCAUCACCGCCCAGCACCCCUUUGCCUUCGCCAUCACUUUCGCCCUUACCACCGCCCAGUCUCCAUCCAUCGCCACCGCCCAGCACCCCUUCUCCUUCACCACCACCUAGGCCUCCUUCGCCCUUGCCGCCGCUCAGUCCCCAUCCGCCGCCACUGCCGCCCAGCCCCUCCCCACCCUCGCCAUUGCCGCCCAGCC